ACCCAGAAUUCAGAUGCUGGCUGAUGGUGGCUGACUGGAAACCGACUUCCAGAUUUCUUACUCUUGCUCAAGGGCCCUCAUCACGUGCUACCUAGAGGCACAGGUCUCUAACCUUACUAUCUGACAGGAUGGCUUGCCUUCUUCCUGCUGCUCAGACACUUCCUGCAGGGUUUCUCUUCCUAGUGCUUUGGGCCUCAGUUCUAGGUGACAAGCUGCUGGUGGUCCCCCAGGAUGGAAGCCACUGGCUUAGCAUGAAGGAGAUAGUAGAACAUCUCAGUGAACGAGGACAUGACAUUAUGGUCCUAGUGCCAGAAGUCAAUUUGCUUUUGGGAGAAUCCAAAUACUACAGGAGGAAAAUCUUCUCAGUUACCUACAGCCUAGAAGAACUGCAGACCCGUUUUCGCACCUUUGGAAACAACCACUUUCUUCCCGGUGCCUCCCUGAUGGGUCCUCUAAGAGAGUACAGGAACAACAUGAUUGUCGUGGACAUGUUCUUUUCCAACUGCCAGAGCCUCCUGAAGGACUCUGCCACCCUCAGCUUCCUCAGGGAGAACAAGUUUGAUGCUCUGUUCACAGACCCAGCCAUGCCCUGUGGUGUGAUCCUGGCUGAGUAUCUCAACCUGCCCUCUGUCUACCUCUUCAGAGGUUUCCCAUGCUCUCUGGAACACAUGCUUGGUCAAAGCCCAAGCCCUGUGUCCUAUGUGCCCAGAUUCUACACCAAAUUCUCAGACCACAUGACGUUUCCCCAACGGCUGGCCAACUUCAUUGUUAACAUCUUGGAAAACUACCUAUAUUAUUGUCUGUAUUCAAAGUAUGAAAUCAUUGCCUCAGACCUCCUCAAGAGAGAUGUGUCCCUACCUUCCUUACACCAGAAUUCUCUGUGGCUGUUACGGUACGAUUUUGUGUUCGAAUAUCCCAGGCCGGUCAUGCCCAACAUGAUCUUCCUAGGAGGGAUCAACUGUAAGAAGAAGGGAAAGCUGACUCAGGAAUUUGAAGCCUAUGUCAACGCCUCUGGGGAGCAUGGCAUCGUUGUUUUCUCUUUGGGAUCCAUGGUCUCAGAGAUUCCGGAGAAGAAAGCCAUGGAAAUUGCUGAGGCUUUGGGCAGAAUUCCUCAGACGGUCCUGUGGCGCUACACCGGAACUAGACCAUCGAAUCUUGCAAAGAACACAAUUCUUGUCAAAUGGCUACCCCAAAAUGAUCUGCUUGGUCAUCCAAAGACUCGGGCAUUCAUCACACACUCUGGCUCCCAUGGUAUUUAUGAAGGAAUAUGCAAUGGAGUUCCGAUGGUGAUGAUGCCCCUAUUUGGCGAUCAGAUGGACAAUGCCAAGCGCAUGGAAACUCGGGGAGCUGGGGUGACCCUGAAUGUCCUUGAAAUGACUGCUGAUGAUUUGGAAAAUGCCCUUAAAACUGUCAUCAACAACAAGAGCUACAAGGAGAACAUCAUGCGCCUCUCCAGCCUUCACAAGGACCGUCCUAUAGAGCCUCUGGACCUGGCUGUGUUCUGGGUGGAAUACGUGAUGAGGCACAAGGGGGCACCACACCUGCGCCCGGCCGCCCAUGACCUCACCUGGUAUCAGUACCACUCCUUGGAUGUGAUUGGCUUCCUCCUGGCCAUUGUGUUGACAGUGGUCUUCAUUGUCUUUAAAUGUUGUGCCUAUGGCUGCCGGAAAUGCUUUGGGGGAAAGGGGCGAGUGAAGAAAUCACACAAAUCCAAGACCCAUUGAGAAGUGGGGGGAAGUGAAGGAGAAGUAUUAGUUCAUUAUCUGAUCAGUUGAAACUUGGAAACAAGUGUUAAAUCCAUAUUGUUUUUGUUAGGGAAAUAAUUCACCAUACAUUAUACAUUCAGCACAUUUAAAAAUAAUAAUAAUAACAAUCUAAUUGCUGGCCACACCCAUCAGGGAAGGUUCUAGUAUAUGUGAUGUGCUUUUCCAGUAUCUUCAGUCUAGACAACUCUUGCCAUCUGUUGGUAAUUUACAGAAAGUCUGGCACUCUGCUUUCAGUGACAGCCCCACAGUUUCCCCUGCUCCCGCCAGCUGACGGCUUUCUCCCCUGGAUUCUCAGACUGCCGUGGCCUUCUCCAGUGUUAGUCAUUCUUCAUUGUGUUCAUGCAUUAUGGGUGGCAAGACCUUUGGAGCUUUGGGAGAAGAGAUGAGGCUGUGACACUGAUGGCCCUGUGUUUGAGAUAAUAAUUGUUGCUUGUGCCGGAAUUUGAUGAAAACCAAAGUAUGUUCUAAGGCAAGUACAUCUUCUAUUGUGUUCCCAAACCAAGAACUUAUCAAUAAAUUCAUAUAAAUUGUAUCACUACUCUUCUUUUCAUUGGUGUUAUAUUUAUUUGUUGUCAAAGUAUAUCCUCUAAUUGUAAAAGCACUACAUGAUCAUGAUGCAGAACUUGAAAACUAGAACAGAUUCACACAGGUAUACAUACACACAAGAAAGGAACCAGCUGUAAUUACAGUGCUCAUGAAUAACCAUGGCUGCUGCCUAGUUUGAUUCUGAGUCUUCCAAAGGUGCAUUGGCUGAUGGCUUGCAGCCUUGCUGAUGCUCAGCCUGUGAUAUCACUGGGAAGUUGUGCAACCAUUAAGUGGCAGUCUAGUGUGAGAAAGCUAGGUCUCUGGAGGUGUUCCUUUGAAGGAGAUACAGGGAUAGAGGUACCUUCUCUUUCUUUGUUCCCAUACUAUCCUGAAACAAGAAGGUUCCCGGACAGUCUCUUUGAGUAUUCUCUUAUCUUACACAGGUCCCAAAGCAACAUAACCACAUGAUCAGGGAUGAAAAGUCUAUAGCUAGCCCAAAAUAAACCUUUGCUCAUGAGUUGCUACAUCUCAGGUAUUUGUUACAGUAACAUAAAGUUUAUUAACAUACCUAUUGUUUUGACAAAUACACAUAAAACAUUACAGACAUUCUGUAUUAGUCAGUUUUGCAUCAGCAUAAUGAAAUAACCAAAGCAAGUAAGUUAAAAGAGAGAAGGGCUGUUUAACUUAGAGGUUAUCUUGCUUUGGCUCAGUUCUGUGAGGGUAACAGAAGGUGGCAUAUCAAACAGGAGCAUGUACAUGAACAAACCAUGAAUUAUAUCUUGAGGCAGGAACAGGGAGCUAGAGUCUGGGCUGUCACAAUCCUCUUUGAGGAAGAUCUUUAAUGACCUAUGGGCAUUUUAAUAGGCCCUACCUGAAAAAAAAAGUUUUCCCUGCUUCUCAAUAGCACACACUGAAGACCAAGCUUUUAUCACAUGGCUCUUUGGGGGCAUUUCAGAUUCAAGCUAUAUAUUCUGACCAAAAGUUCCAAAAGUUCAUGUCCAUUUCGCAAUU
Molecule: messenger RNA, 3302 nt
Organism: Mus musculus (house mouse)
Lineage: Eukaryota; Metazoa; Chordata; Mammalia; Rodentia; Muridae
Gene: Ugt1a6a
Product: UDP glucuronosyltransferase 1 family, polypeptide A6A
Exons: 6
Coding region: 129-1724 (531 amino acids)
Cellular component (GO): endoplasmic reticulum membrane
Molecular function (GO): glucuronosyltransferase activity; UDP-glycosyltransferase activity
Source: RefSeq, marked validated